Messenger RNA from Aspergillus tubingensis, 5295 nucleotides. Its product is annotated as WD domain-containing protein. The transcript has 7 exons. Bases 1 to 5295 code for a protein of 1764 amino acids. The record is from RefSeq and is a predicted model, not a curated record. Gene Ontology annotation, molecular function: protein binding. Lineage: Eukaryota; Fungi; Ascomycota; Eurotiomycetes; Eurotiales; Aspergillaceae.
AUGCAUAAAAAGCGAAAAGCGCCGGCACCACAGCAUUCAGAUAGACAGCCCAAAAGGCCUUGUAGACAGCGGAAUUCUGCUGUUCUGGAUCCUGUAAACAUUGACCAGGAGUGGGGUCAAGCAUUUAUACAGACUGUCAAAGGCUCUUCCAUACACUACUGGAUACAGAAUAAUCAGUGGCCCAAAAAGCUCUUCAACAGUGUCCUUGGGUAUGUUCUGAUUUCGCCACCAGAAAGCUCGGAGCCUACAGAAGAAUAUGAAGACGAAAAUAAGGACGAGAAUGAAAAGAGCAACGAGAAUCGUAUUGGAGCCUAUGUCGUGGACGCUGGCAGCAAAGAUAAGACGGACGAUGCUGACCGCAGCCUUGCGACAAAUUUCUAUCGCGAUGAUAAAUCCUUUGAUGCCUCUCCUCCCGUUAAAAACCCUUUUGAUGAAGCAUUGAAGAAGCUUCAGACCCGGCAACCAUGGGAAGAAGCCUACAACGCUAUUCAAGAAAGCCAUCCGGGUUUAAUCAAUGCGUACACUCGGGCUUUACUUGAAAGUGGUGGUCAUACAGGAGAUAAGGCCCUGGACCGAAUUCAAGAGGUGCAAGCACUUGCUCAGGAACAACUUGAAGUGUGGCAGUCGGAGCAAUUUCGCUUGUCAUUCAAUGGGAAAGACGUCAUUGUUGGAGAAUUGGCGAGAAAGGUUGUCGGGGUUGUGCUCUCUGUUAAAGAUGUGGUCUCAUCCGCCAUUUCAGCUGAUCCCCAUGCUGCGUUGGCCUGGGCCGGCGUUAUGGUGGCUCUCCCAGUGCUUGCAAACAUCUUAAAGCAGGACUCGGAUGCCAUGAGUGGAUUGGAUGCCAUUUCUGCUCUGCUAGUGCGCUAUCGCUAUGUGGAGGAAGACAAGUACUACAGAGCCGCCAUGACCUCAGCGACCUCGGUUGACAAGGUGAAUCUUCUUUUGCUCAUCCAAGACAAAUUCGUCGAUAUGUAUUCCCAGAUAUAUGUCUACCAGCUCCGCCUCAUAAAGCAUUUCCAACACCAUAGAGCCGCUAGAUAUUUCGAAAACCUGAAGGACAGUCUCGGAGACGAAAACUGGAGUACAAGCCUGAAUAAGCUACAGACAACGAGGGAUAGUCUCGAUCGCGACCUGGAAUCUGUCACAAACGGUAUGAUCUUUGAGAUUGGGAGCAAAGUCGAUAAUUUUUCGAAAAUGGUCGAGGACCUCAAGAAGGAGUUGAGAAACCAGACUCGUCUGAUGUCAGAGCAGAGAGAUCGAAUAUUGAGGGCAUUUAAGUACUCUACCAUGGCCCCAUUUGAUUCAUUCAAAAACGCUGAAGAGCCAAGGUGUCUCAAAGACACCCAAGUGGAGACGUUGGACAUGCUUCAGAACUGGUGCAAGGGCGAUGGAAAUCCAGUGCUCUGGCUUCAUGGGAUGGCUGGAACGGGCAAGUCAACAAUUGCUCGGACUAUUGCAUGGGCGCUUCAGGACAGACAGAGGCCAGAUGGUAGCCCUGUUGAUAUCAAUAUCAGACUGGGGGGAAGCAUCUUUUUCAAUCAAUUUGAGCCGGAACGCAACAACAGCCAGUACCUUUUCCCAACCCUGACCCAGUGCUUGGCAGAGUCCUUGCCGGACAUUAGGCAGUACAUUGUUGAUGCCAUUGAUCAAGAUGCGCGCAUCGAAGAGAAAGGACUUCGGGUACAAUGGGCUAGUCUCAUUUCUGGGCCACUGCAUAAGCUUACCAGUUCUUCACAAGCUCACUGGCGCUUCAUUAUGAUUGUUGAUAGCCUUGAUGAGUGUGGGGACCAAGACAAAGUUGCCACUGUGUUGAAACUGUUGGCCUCCCUAAGAGAUUUGCCAUCGGUUCGAUUUCUAAUCACCAGUCGCCCAGAAGCCCACAUUCGAUUUGCUUUUGAGAGCCUGCCACCCAGACUGUACCAUUCUCAGCCACUUCAUAAAAUCUCACCUAAGAGUGAUGACAUCACUCGCUUUCUUGAAGCAGACUUAAAAAGAAUUUGGGAAAAUUACAAAUCCGCGAUACCAGAGGGCUGGCCAGGCCAAGAGAACAUCGAAAAGCUGAAGGAGAAGUCAGAUGGACUUUUUGUAUAUGCUUCGACGUGUUGUCGGUUUUUGGAAGAUCCAUACCAUUAUUCUUCUCGACUGGAUCAAAUUCUUAAAGACGAUAGCGAAGCCGAAACCCCACAGGCGAAGUUGGACAACAUUUAUAUCAGGGUCAUAAAGCUGUCUCUGAAUGCGAGAACCAAAAAGGAGCGGGAAGUGAUGAUCGAAGACUUCCGACUGAUUGUUGGGACAAUCAUGGUAAUAUUCAAGCCAGCCUCAGCUUCCACUUUAGAAGCACUUUUGUUCUCUUCAUCCUCGAAGGAUAAGCGUAUCCAAAGAUGCGUUGAGCCUCUCAGAUCUCUUUUAGAUGUUCGGGCAGCAAAUGAUCCAAUCCGUCCAGUUCAUCUUUCUUUGCGUGACCUUUUGUUGAGCCGUGAGCGCUGCAAAAGCACCCCAGAGCUUUACAUCAAUUCUCAACAGCUGCAUUUGAUCUUGUUUGAAAGAUGUAUGGAAACAAUGAAGAGCCUCAAGCAAAAUCUUUGUGACUUCGUGCUUCCUGGAUCAUCGCCAUCAGAUGUUCCCUCGGAAAGACUGGAAACUUUCCUACCAGCUGCAUUGAGUUACGCAUGUCGCUAUUGGAUUAAUCAUCUAAUGCAGCUGGGCAGUGAUGAGCAAAGCAAGUUGCUAAAUGAUAAUGGGGGCGUUAUUGAAUGCUUUCUUCGAAAAAAGCUUCUCUUCUGGUUCGAAGCCUUGAGCCUCAUGGGUGAGCUUGAAGUUGGUGUUUUCCAACUCAGUGCUCUCCAGGACCUUGCUAGAGACUCUCAUCACUUCCCGCUUGUCAGAGAUGCGAGAAGGUUCCUACUUCACAAUAGGCACAUCAUUGAGCAAGCGCCUUUGCAGGUCUAUUCAUCUGCCCUGGUAUUCUGUCCAAUUAAAAGUCCCAUCAAAGAGAUUUAUUCACAUCUCAUACCAUCAUGGAUAAAACAGCAACCUGUUAUGGACGAUGACUGGUCUCGGGAGCUCUUUGCCAUUGAAACCGAAAUGAGAAACACUGGCAAUAUUGUAUUUUCCCCAGAUGGAAAGACAGGUGCUUCUUCAUUUCUUAAUCGGGAUGGAAAAUAUUAUCUCAAGCUGUGGAACGCUCAAACAGGGAAGGUGAAGUAUCAAACAAAAGUAGGGGGAAACUUUGGUGUUGAAUUCUCCCGAGAUGGAAGUCUAAUAGCGCAUGGGACUGAGGACGGAAGAGUCAGUCUGUGGAAUCUUGAGACCGAUGAAGAGUACUUUUUGGGUGAAGUGGGUAAAGACAAAAUCCGUCGUAUUGCAGUCUCUCCAGUUAGCGACUCUCUCAUAUUUUCCAGGGCAGAUCAUUCUGUUGAAGUGUGGAACUAUGGCCAUUGCCAACAGAUUUAUGCACCUUUUACUCAAUUUCGGGAUAAUUACGAUAGCCUCGACACAUGUGUGGUUGGAUUCUUGUUCAAUGAUGAGGCUGUGGUGCUCUAUUCAGGUUUUUAUAGACGUACUUGGGAGAUCUACUUGCUUAGUGAAGCGGGCACAGAACUUGAGUGUAUUGUAGAGGGUGAGGCGCCUGGAGGCUCGAUAACUAACUUAUCCGUUUCGAGGAAUGGGCACCGAGUUCUCAUAUCAAAUCGGCAUACGGUGGAAAUAUGGGAUGCCAGAACAGGACGACUGAGUCCCAAGAUGAUUGCUUGUGGCGAACUUAAACAGCCCACAAUCCUCGGGUGUUUUGCAACGGCGUUAUCUUCCGACGGCCGCUUCUUCGCAACUUCCGCGCAAGACAAUACUGUUCGCGUCUGGAAUUCAGUUACUCACACCCAGAUCCUAUCUUUUUCAUGUGACUAUAGGAAAGCUGGCAGAAUUGCGCUUUCCCACAAUGGAUCACUGUUGGCAUCAGUCUCAGACAAUGGUGUAGUUCGUCUAUGGGACAUUGCAGUUGAUCGCCCCCACACUGAGAUUGUCCCUGAAGUGAGAAUGACUUUCCCCUUUGGAAUUGACGUUAUCGCGAACACUCGAGAUAACACCACAACUUUGCGAAAACGAGACACUGGUCGUUGUCGAUAUUACACCGGAGACUUCAACUCUAUCGAGUUCCUUUUGCAGGGGAAAUUGAUCGCACUGACACUGACGUUGAGUUGGUUUCCAGAGUUUCCCAUUGAGAAGACCAAUAUUGUAUCAUCCCCUAGCGGUGAGCAGUUUGCUAUUUCACACGCGAACCACGUAUGGAUAUUGGACGCAGGAAUGUCAGAAGAAUUAUCUAUUCUUCUACCAGGGGAAAUCCAUGGUCUUCAGUUCUCACCAAACAGUCAAUUUAUCGGUAUGAUCAUCUGCCGCGGCGUUGAGAUAUGGGACCUGAAAAACAAAAAGAGGGUCAUCCUGCGUACAGAACUCCCGGUAACGCCGGUCAUAGCCUUCUCACCGAAGUCUGAUGCAGUUGCCCUGUUGGCUCAAGGUCACCGUUGGGAUCCACGCUGCUGUUUCCUUGAGGUUUGGCAAAUAAGUGGGCAUCCUUCUCAGCAAGUGAAAGAUAAUUUCCGUCUUUCGAAGGAUCUAAAGUGGUCUGGGUCGAUGAUCUAUUCUGCAGAUGGUAAUUAUAUCGUUACUAUGCAGAGGCUGCAGCGUUCUGACACUGCCUCGCAUAAGUUGUUCCACUAUGCUCUUGUUCUGGUUACGUACAAUCUAGCAACAGGACUGAUUGAGAACAUACCAUGUGCGGCAGGAGAUUAUUUUCCUCACGGUCCAAUGGCAGCCUGGUCAAAUUUAAUUGCUAUAGCACCAAGUUCACAAGUCGAGAAGCUCAUUAUUCUCAUCAUAAAUUGCAACACUGGAGAACGAAUUUGCACAUUUGACACUUCAAUGUUCCAUAACGGCUUGAUUCUCAACGGAUUGUCAUUCUCAAGCGAUGGUCAGUAUCUCAAUCUCAAUCGAGGGCAAGUUCUCAUCCCGGUCGAUAAUCGUUCCCCAACGACUGAAAUGUAUUGUCCAUCCAGUUUGUGGAUUGGAGAAGAGUGGAUCUUCCAAAGAGGGCAAAAAUUGCUUUGGAUCCCUCCUGCCUUCCGGAACUAUCACAUGAGUGUGCAAAACGAAGCAAUUUGGAUUUAUCCCAAGCCUUGGGAGGGUGGGUCUAUUGUCUUCUUCGAACUCGAUCUUGGAAAGACCCCUUUCGCUGCCGAGGUGCCACCUGAAGGAGAAUGGUUUCGCUAUGAUGAGCAAGAGAGGGUGAUGUAUCUUCACUAG